GAAUGCAAAAGAGACCAACCACUUGGAAUGAUAUCCGGCAAAAUUCAGGACUGGCAGAUAUCCGCUUCCUCGACUUUUCCGCGGGAAUGGGACCCCCACUGUGCCCUCAGGUUUGCCAGGCUCUUCCAAGAUGGAGACCAGUGUUGGUGUAGUAAGUUCAAAUCCAGCUCUGAGUGGCUGCAAAUUGACAUGGGCCUGCCUACUAAGGUUAGAUUGGGUAGGGGGUUUGUAUAG
This is a messenger RNA of Helobdella robusta, 234 nucleotides long. RefSeq lists its product as hypothetical. Lineage: Eukaryota; Metazoa; Annelida; Clitellata; Rhynchobdellida; Glossiphoniidae. The record is from RefSeq and is a predicted model, not a curated record. The annotation marks the transcript as partial. The transcript has a single exon.